This is a messenger RNA of Purpureocillium takamizusanense, 1599 nucleotides long. RefSeq lists its product as uncharacterized. The transcript is spliced from 2 exons. Bases 1 to 1599 code for a protein of 532 amino acids. The record is from RefSeq and is a predicted model, not a curated record. Gene Ontology annotation, molecular function: monooxygenase activity; heme binding; oxidoreductase activity, acting on paired donors, with incorporation or reduction of molecular oxygen. Lineage: Eukaryota; Fungi; Ascomycota; Sordariomycetes; Hypocreales; Ophiocordycipitaceae.
AUGUCUCUAGCGAGCCUGCUGCCGCCCUAUGAUGCCUUCCGUUUGCUCAACGGACGCACGUUACUGCAAGGUAUCAUCGCCUUUUGGAUCGUCAAGACUGUCGUCACAAUCGUCUACCGCUUGCUGUUCCACCCUCUCGCCCACGUCCCCGGGCCCAAGCUGGCCGCAAUAUCAGACCUGCCCUUCAUCGCCUACUUCUUCCGUGGCGACUCGCACACUGUAGUGCUCAGAUGGCAUGAGAAGUACGGAGAGGUCGUCAGGAUAGGGCCGGACGAGCUGUCGUUCAACAACGAGCAGGCGUGGAAGGAAAUCUACGGUACGAAUAAGACUAGGAUCUUUGUCAAGGAUCGGUACCACCCGGCGCGGCCCGUGAACAACAGGGUCGGCAAGGGCAUCGUCCCCGCCACCGGCAAAGACCACACCCGGCAGCGCCGCCUGCUGUCCCACGCCUUCUCCGAUAGCGCGCUCCGCCAGCAGGAGGCCCUCAUUAAGCAGAGUGUGGAUCUGUUCAUGCACCGUAUCGACGAGAGCUGGGAGUCGACGGGAGCCUUUGACGCCGCCAAGUGGUUCAACCUCCUCACCUUCGACGUCAUCGGCGACCUUGCCUUUGGCGAGCCCUUCGGCUGCCUGCGUGACGCGGCCGCGCAUCGGUACACCGUCCUCGUGGGCAAAGCGCUGGGCACGCUGCCGAGGCUCAACCUCCUCCGCAGGCUCUGGAUCUGGCGGCUGUGGUUCCCGCGCCACACGCCGCGGUACCUCAUUCGCCAGAUCGUCGAGAUGCAGGACAUGGCGAGGGAUAAGCUGGAUCGGCGGUUGCAGCGCACGAUGGCGCGCGAGGAUUUGAUCGGACAUAUCCUGACUCAUCAGACGGAGGAGCUCACGAUGGACGAGGGCGAGUUGCGCGGGAAUGCGUCCACAUUCAUUUCAGCGGGGAGCGAGACGACGGCGAGUGCACUUACGGGUAUUGCGUAUUACUUGGCUUUGGACCCGUUACGGCAGCAGAGGCUUCGCGAUGAGAUUAACGUCACGUUUCCGCCAGGGUCGGAGGUGGGCCUUGAGGGAGCAGCGAAGAUGGAAUACCUAAACACCGUCAUCCAAGAAGGCCUACGACUUUUCCCGCCCGUGGCCGGUGGACUGCAUAGGGAAGCCUUGGAAGACACGUUUGUCUGCGGAAUCCCCAUCGCAAAGGGAGUGAGUUGCACCCGAGUCCUCACCACGCUGAAAUUCAGAUCAGGACCCGUCGCUGACCUGCAGACCAUCGUGUCCUCCAACACAUACGCCGCGGCCAACGACGAGAGGAACUUUACCGACGCGAAGCGCUUCGUCCCCGAGCGAUGGCUGGCAGACGUAGACCCGCGAUACGCCGCGGACAAUAGGGGCGCCUCACAGCCGUUCAGCACCGGGGCCAAGGGGUGCAUCGGCAAGAAUCUGGCAUAUGCCGAGAUGAGGCUGACUGUUUGCCGCCUUGUGAGGAGGUACUAUUUGGAUUUUGAGUCGCCUGCUGAAAUUGCAGCGCAUUGGGAUCCGGCCCGCCAGCGGGCGUUUCUUCUUUGGCAGAAGAGGAGUCUCACGGUUCGAUUGCAUAGGGUGCCUAGUUAG